Rubroshorea leprosula is the source of this 1266-nucleotide messenger RNA. The record is from the annotation of a GenBank genome assembly. Lineage: Eukaryota; Viridiplantae; Streptophyta; Magnoliopsida; Malvales; Dipterocarpaceae.
AUUUGUGUGAUUUCUUCUUCUCAAUAUCUCCUGCAUCCUACAGAAGAUGAGGACUCCAUCAGAAGCUCUGAGGACGCAUCUCCGCGAAAGCGUGGAGAAUGGUUCGGCCAUUCUCUUCGCUCAGAUUACUCUAUUUACUGCAGCACUUUUGAUGUGGAAAACCAGGUCACACGCAGAACAUGAUAGCACCCGAAUCAAAACGGUACUUUCUUACCAAAUCAUCUCAGCUGUUCUGGUAUCUAAUUCGAGGCGUUUGAGUCGACGUGGAUUCAUCCACAGACCAUGUGGCUUCAAGGUAAAUUCAAUAGCAAAUCUCUUCUGCUUGCUUCUAGCUAUUGUUUCAGAGAAAUUAUAUGAGAAAUCCUUGAGUAAUCUGUGUUUUACCUUGAGUAUCACGGUUCUGUUUCUAAUCCUACUGGUCAUAGUACAACCCUCCACGGACCUUGGGUUCUUCGGUUUUCUAACUGGAGUCAUUGGAUCGGUUGCUUACAAUCUCUUCGGACACAAAUUUCAAACUUGGAUAGUUGUAGCCAUUUGUUUUCCGCUAUUGGCUUUUAGGUGCUGGUUAGACAAGCAUUGGUUGGAGGUGGAAGAAUAUCAGUCACUGCUCCCCGCCAUCGGAAGAAGAAGAAGAAGAAGCAGAAGAAGAAGAAAGUCCAAAUCAGAGAUUAUUGAGGCAUUAACAGUGAUGGGUUUCCACCUCUUUUGGGCUUACAAUUUGUUUAGAACAAAUUGUCGAAAAAUAAAAGGACCACCGGAAUCCAUAUGUUGCACCUCAAGUUCUAUAAUGGGAAUGCCCGCAUGUGUGCUCAUUUUCAUUUUGUGGUUCGGCCUUACCCUUGUUCCUCGUGUACAAUCUUUGUUCCAAACUGGAACUGCAGAGUCCAAGAAGGAAGAACCGUAGAAAGAGGACCCGGCUGCUCAUCGUGGAGCGAGGAGGAGGAAUAUAUUCGUGAGUUAGAAUCUCUUUUAGAGAUGAACUGUUAGAAUCUCUUUUAAAGAUGAAUUAAUCUGUGAUUCAAUUGUUAAGGGUUUGAAAUAAAAUUAAAAAUUUUAAAUUUAAAUUUCGUGUUGAGUGGGAAGUGGGAGUGUAGUGGGUAAGAUAAAGUUUAUAUGGAAAAGAAAGAAUUUCUCCAAGCUUGAUUUGCAGGAGCUUGAUUUGCAGAAGCUCUACUCGGAGGUCUUCUCCCUCGGAGAUUACAAAUGGUACUUUAAUUUUGUUUUCCUUUUGGGCAUACAUACAUAGAAUACACAAUGGAGAAAUGU